AUGACGUUGAUCUCUUCAAUGCUCUUCCUCUUUAUUAUGCCUAUGGUUUCUUCCCAGAGCCCCGGAUGUGGGAUGCCAAUGUGCGGGGGAUAUCGGCCUUAUGCUGUUCCACAGCCACCUCUACUGCCUCAACCUCAACCUUUACCUCAGCCUCAACCAUACAAAGCAGCCUACCCACAACAGCCUUUACCUGCCCAACCUCAACAAUCUUAUUACUACACAGGAGGAUAUGCUCAACCACCAACUCCAAAUGUCUUAGCUCAAGUCGAUGAAGACUUGACUACUGUUCCUCCUUUAGUUGACAACAAGGCUUCGAUUUAUGAACGAUAUGAACCUAAAGUAGAUGAAGGGGAGAGCAAUACUCCAGUUCCUAUAGUCACUCCACCAGUCAAUCAAACUACAUAUAUUCGUGAGAAAUAUAUUCCUGAUCCAUAUCUCCCAAGACCAAUGCCGUACAGACCCCAUCCACUUCUUCCAGCAGGCUGUCCUGUUCUCCCACCUCAAUACCUCAGACCAACUCCUUAUAUGCCUCGAGGAUAUGUAACUCCAAUUUCAUACAUAGCUCCUCCACCACCAACACCAGCGCCAAUUACUUUGCCUCCUUUCACUUUCCCCACUCUACCUCCUCUUCAACCACUUUUCCCUCCUCCAACUCCAGCUCCAAACGUAUACGGAACUUAUUAUCGUCCAAUCAAUGAUUGUUGUGGAAGAUGUGGAGCUCCAUGUCGAUUCAAGAUGCACGGAACAAAAACGCAAGAUGGAAAGUCUUUCAGCCCUAUUAACGAGAAAGCUGAAUACUCAAAGAAAGAUCCCAAAUGUUCGGAUGAACAACUCAGAGAUAUCAUGGUGAAGUCUACCACACAAACUGCUGCUCUAUCAAAGAGGUUAAUACAGAAGAAAGCUGAAGAAGAAAUGGGAGGUUUGUUCUCUGUUUUCUGUUCUCGAGAAGACUUCUCAUACGUGGCUCGAAGUGAGAUCUUCUGCCAAACUUCUACAAAUGACGUUAUCUGUUAUGCAUUCCAACACAAUUAG
Messenger RNA from Auanema sp. JU1783, 1032 nucleotides. Lineage: Eukaryota; Metazoa; Nematoda; Chromadorea; Rhabditida; Rhabditidae. The record is from the annotation of a GenBank genome assembly.